Molecule: messenger RNA, 877 nt
Organism: Mya arenaria
Lineage: Eukaryota; Metazoa; Mollusca; Bivalvia; Myida; Myidae
Product: Golgi-associated plant pathogenesis-related protein 1-like
Exons: 4
Coding region: 219-818 (199 amino acids)
Cellular component (GO): extracellular region
Source: RefSeq, a predicted model, not a curated record
CUGCAUACGGACUAAUAAAAUACCAAUUUUAUUUUAGUCUUAAAACAUCAGUUUCUGGGCUUAUGUUCUAUAAAGUGAUUGGGAUAUUUAUAUUUAUAUCUUAAGCUAAACAACUCCUUACAAUUUAAGAACUAACUAGGGAGAUUUUUAGUUAAAUGUGUCAAGCGGACGCAUUUUUAUAAGUAUUCAAUUAAAAAAAGUUAAAUAAGGCAAACGAAAUGGGGUGCGGAUCAUCAUCGUCAGCUGCAGCGCCGGAAGGACAACAACCACAGCAACAGCAACAACGGCAAGAACAACCACAAGAGCAGCAGAAACAACAAACAAAAUCGACCCCAGCAAAAAGUUCUUCAAACGAAGGUGUUGGGGAGUUUUUGAAAGAGGGACUUGAGGCUCAUAACAGAUUGAGACAACCACACCAAGCACCAACAAUGACUCUAGCCGAUGACCUGAACGUCUACGCACAGAAAUGGGCAGAUAACCUCGCCGCCCGCGACACAAUGGAACACAGCAAUUGUAAGCUGCCCUCAGGGGGAAGUGUCGGGGAAAACCUAUACAUGUGCUGGUCCAGUGAUCCCAAAGCCGGAGUCAAAGCGUCAGACGCCGUUCAGUCAUGGUAUGAUGAAAUCAAGGACUACGACUUCAGCAAACCUGAUUUUGCGAUGGACACAGGUCACUUCACCCAGGUUGUUUGGAAAGGCUCCACCGAGCUGGGCAUGGCCUGGGCUAAGGCUAAGGGCGGAUCCAUCUACGUCGUGGCCUCUUACAGGCCAGCGGGAAACAUGAUGGGAGAUUUUGAAAACCACGUGCUUCCAAAAUAAUUAUGAGACCUUGGAAUUUAAUCGUUAGAAAAAUAAGCACACAUAUUAAAGCUGCACUC